AUGGAUUUACCAAUUGAGACAAUGACAUGGUCGGCGUCAGAUCUUGGUUUCUUUGGAUACUCCGAGCGAAAGGCUGUGGUGCUCACAUCCCUAGACGGUGAGGAGCCUACAAGCCAAGUCCUUUAUACCAAAGAAGACUGGGAGCGAUGGUUUAGCUCUGCAAUGCUACUAUGGCAUGAUAUACUGAUUCCGAAUAGCCUGUGUAGCAGGGCUCCUCCGAUGUCCGAAGCACCCGGCAGAAUACAAUACCUCCCGUUUACAGGAAACACUUGGGAAAGAAUCACUAGAGAGUUUCACGUAUCUCGAAAUAUCAAACGAACGAUAGCAAGACUGGUCCCGUGCUUCUCUUCCGCCCGUGAAGAUGACGCGACGUCAGGUCAUCUCAAGAUGUCCUUUUCUGCGCGCAUGUCUUCAAGUCUGCCGGACGAUCUGGCAAUGUCUGCCACUUACAUACCGAGUACUGGGACCACGUUCGCUGUGGUGUAUGGUUGUAACGAUGACCAGAUGAGAAGCAUUGAGUCAAAAGUGCGAAGAGCAGGCAAACAAGCCUUCCACCCACUCAUGAUGCCAGGGAUAUUCGAAGAGCUAGAGAGAGCGAGGUUGGUUGAGAGAGUCGAAGAUCUGUUGGAUGAUUUCACACUUCGAUCAGAGAAGCUUGAGACACAUCCCUGGAGUCCAGACGCAGAUACGGACGGCUCAAAGGCGCAACAACAUUUAUCUCUCUGUGUUAAAAGCCAGAGUUUGAUGGACCAAAUUCGUAUGGCAAAACGACAAUUGACAAAGUUCUCAAAAGAGAUUGACAUCAUAACGACAGAGCUCGAGUCUCUCAGCGGGGUUGAGUACAUUCACAAGAGUGAGCCAAGAGCAACAGAGAUGGCGAAAGUAGGGACAAAGAUGAAGAAUAGGGUGGACGACAUCAUGAUAGAAUACGACGAUAAGAUUGAUGAGUGCCAGAUGAUGAUUUGCAACACAUCAUUGGCAAUGCAAACAGUCUGGAACCACAUUGCAAGGCAAGACUCAAAGACCAACACCAAGAUGUCAAAAGCAAAUGCUGCCAUUGCCGUACAAACAAAGGUCGAGAGCGCUCAGAUGAGGACAAUCGCGCUUCUAACAAUGAUAUAUCUCCCCCUAUCUAGUGUUGCGGCUAUAUUCUCUAUGGAUAUGUUCAACUGGGAGGCAGUUGAAGGUCAGUCUAUGGUAUCGAAACACAUUUGGCUAUUCGCAGUCCUUGCAGUUGGCCUCACACUGCUCACCCUUGCUGCAUGGUUCUUGGGGACACGGCGAGAGAAGGCUAUGGCGGAUAAGUCGGACAACUACUUCAAUUCACCGCAAAGACAUGACACAUUCGAGUAUGUUUAG
Messenger RNA from Colletotrichum lupini, 1359 nucleotides. RefSeq lists its product as uncharacterized. The transcript has 6 exons. Bases 1 to 1359 code for a protein of 452 amino acids. NCBI's taxonomy places the organism in Eukaryota, Fungi, Ascomycota, Sordariomycetes, Glomerellales, Glomerellaceae. The record is from RefSeq and is a predicted model, not a curated record.